AGAAAGUUUGUUCUUGAACGGGCAUCAUCAUCAUCACCUAGUUGGGCCGCAUGACAUGUGAAUGAGGGUAGCUAAGAAAACGGGGUUGAAGAGGAUACCGUUUUAGUUACGUUGUUUAAGCUACGGUUAAGUAAGAAAAUGCCCAGGAAAACGAAGGAGGAAUCGGAGUGGGUGGACAACGAAGUCGCAGCGGCAGCUGAAAAGACUGUGAAAAAAGGGAAGAAAGAUAAAAAGGGAAAAAAGACUUUCUUUGAGGAGCUCACCACAGAUUGCAAACCUGAAAAGGUACAUGAGGUGGCUGGAAAAGACACACAGGGAAAACAGAAAAAGAAAAAAGAUCGACGGAAAGGAAAAGGUGGAGAUGCAAGUGAGGAAGAUGAUGCAAACGUCAUGCUGAAGCUGAAAAAGCUUUCAGUACAAGCAAGUUAUGAGGAAGAUGAGCCAGCCAUUACCACCAGUGAAGGAAAGAAGGGUGGAAACAUCUACGCUGCUCUCUGUCAGGGCCAGAGUGAUGAGGAUGCUGAUAUAGAUGAAGAAGAUAGACCAGCUAAAAAAAUCGUAUGUGCUGAGGAGGAUGAUGCAGAGAAAGAAGAUGCUGAAGAGAAAACUACAAAGACCAAGAAAGCAGAAGCCAUUUCCAAGUCACCUGAUAUUUAUGAAACAGAAGAGAAACGAAAGAAGGGGAAGAUGGAACAAUACAAGAAAGGAAAGCCUGCUGAGCGAUCAUGCAGCGAGUGUGAAGAUGAUGAUGAGGAGGAUAGUGAUGGAGGUGACAUGAUGAUGAGUGCUGAGGAUACCAUCGCAGAACAGGCCAAACCACAGGAAGAGGACCCAAAUGCUAAUCUUAGUAAAAAGGAGAAGAAGAAGAAAAAGAAACAGAUGGAGUACGAGCGUCAAGUGGCCAGUGUUAGGGCUCAGAAUGCCUUGGAGGGAGAUUUCUCCAUUUCCCAGGCGGAGAUGUCCUCCAGACAGGCAAUGCUGGAGAAUGCCUCUGAUAUUAAGCAGGGAGAAGAUAUGGUUUGGUUGGACCAAAUGGGUAAAUAUAUUUUCAUACCUCCACCAAGGAGAUACGGUUUUCUUCUACGUAUUAUACUGCACAACCUGCUGUACCAAAGUCAAGUGAAAAGCAAAGGAAAGACCACACUACUAAAACACAUAGCUAACAGAGCUCUCAGUAUUCCACCUAACAUUGAUGUGCUACUGUGUGAACAGGAGGUGGUAGCUGAUGACACGCCGGCAGUGCAGGCUGUGCUGAAAGCAGACACUCGCCGCCUGAAGCUUCUGGAGGAGGAGAAACGGCUGCAGGCUCGUCUCGAAAAGGGAGAGGACAGUGUCGCUGAGCGGCUGGAAAAGGUCUAUGAAGAGCUGAGGGUGAUUGGAGCUGCAGCAGCUGAGGCCAAAGCCAGAAGGAUUCUGGCUGGUCUGUCCUUUACCCCUGAGAUGCAAAACAGACCCACCAAGAGGUUCUCUGGAGGUUGGAGAAUGAGAGUCUCCCUUGCCAGAGCUCUGUUCAUGGAACCCACAUUGCUGAUGCUGGAUGAACCCACAAACCACCUGGACCUGAACGCCGUCAUUUGGCUCAAUAACUACCUACAAGGCUGGAAGAAGACUCUUCUCAUAGUUUCCCACGAUCAGAGUUUCCUUGAUGACGUGUGUACGGAUAUCAUCCACUUAGACAACGAGAAACUCUACUAUUACAGAGGGAAUUACUUGACCUUCAAGAAGAUGUAUGUGCAGAAGCAGAAAGAACUACAGAAGCAGUACGACAAGCAGGAGAAGAAACUGAAAGAGCUGAAGGCUGGUGGAAAGUCCACAAAACAGGCUGAGAAGCAGACUAAGGAGGUCCUGACCAGAAAGCAACAGAGAGGCAAGAAGAAAGGAGGUCAGGAGGAGGAAAGCCAGGAUGCUACGGAGCUUCUGAAGAGGCCUAAAGAAUACACUGUCAAGUUCACUUUCCCCAACCCACCUCCACUUUCACCACCCAUACUGGGACUACAUAGUGUUGACUUUGGAUAUGAUGGUCAGAAGUCUUUAUUCAAAAACGUGGACUUUGGAAUUGACAUGGACACCAGGAUUUGUAUAGUUGGACCCAAUGGUGUUGGGAAGAGUACCUUGCUGCUGCUUCUCACUGGGAAACUAAAUCCUACUAAAGGUGAGAUGAGAAAGAAUCAUCGUUUGAAAGUGGGCUUCUUCAACCAGCAGUAUGCUGAUCAAUUGAACAUGGAGGAAGCAGCUACAGAGUACCUGAUGAGGAAUUUCAACCUUCCCUAUCAGGAUAGCAGAAAGUGCCUGGGACGUUUUGGCCUGGAGAGCCAUGCCCACACCAUUCAGAUCUCCAAACUUUCCGGUGGUCAGAAAGCUAGAGUAGUAUUUGCUGAACUAUCAUGUCGUCAGCCUGAUGUACUGAUUUUGGAUGAACCCACCAACAAUUUAGACAUUGAGUCAAUCGAUGCCUUAUUUGAGGCCAUCAAUGAAUACAAAGGAGCUGUGAUCAUUGUGAGUCACGAUGCCCGGCUCAUCACAGAGACCCAUUGUCAAAUGUGGGUGGUCGAGGACAGUACAAUCAACCAGAUCGAUGGAGACUUUGAUGAUUACAAGCGGGAGGUGUUGGAGUCCCUGGGAGAGACCAUGGUCAACAAGGUCAAUGUGUGAUCGAACAGAGGAACCACCGCUGUCCUUCCACCUGGAUCAGCUGGCUUGUAAAAAAAAAACACCACUGACAGUAAACAUUUAUUUGUUGGGGUGUUUAUAGUAAUUCCCUUCUGAACUCCAACAGGCUUGAGUGUACAUCUAACAUUAAUUUUCCAAAAUAUAUGGAGAAAUGUCUUUGUGAUCUACUAAAGUUAACAAUAAAACAAACACAAUUUUCA
Messenger RNA from Pleuronectes platessa (European plaice), 2870 nucleotides. RefSeq names its product ATP-binding cassette, sub-family F (GCN20), member 1 (gene abcf1). The record is from RefSeq and is a predicted model, not a curated record. Gene Ontology annotation, molecular function: ATP hydrolysis activity; ATP binding. NCBI's taxonomy places the organism in Eukaryota, Metazoa, Chordata, Actinopteri, Pleuronectiformes, Pleuronectidae. The transcript has 26 exons. The coding region runs from base 139 to 2652 and encodes 837 amino acids.